AUGUCGGUUACCCGAAUCGGCUUCAUUGGCUUAGGCCAAAUGGGCCUGGAGAUGGCUCAGAAUCUUUUCUUGAAAAUAUCAAAAUCAUCAGUCUCAGGAAACGCUUUUGUCGUCUGCGACCCUAGUCCGAAAAGCGUAGAAAGAAUUUCUGCGUUUUGUAAGGAGAAUAUACCUGGGCAUCGCCUAGAUGUAGAGCCUAACCCUCUUGAAGUUACGAAAAAAGCAGAUGCCAUCUUUACAAUGCUACCUUCAACACCACAAGUCAAAGCCGUUUACCUUGGGGAGUCUGGCGUACUUCAGGCACUCAACUCGCUCCGUUCUUCUCACGCCUCCCGAUCUCCUCGUCUUUUUGUCGACUCCACUACGUUAGAUGUCCAGUUUGCAAGAGAGACAGCGAAGCAGAUUACAGAUGCUGGUGCUCAAAUGGUUGAUGCGCCGGUCUCAGGAGGGGUUGUUGGCGCUCGUGCUGGGACAUUAACGUUCAUGGUUGGCGGCCCGAAAGUGGCAUUUGAACGAUCGCGUCCGUUUUUAGACAUGAUGAGUUCUAGGGCAAUCCACUGCGGACAGUCAGGGACUGGUCUCAUCGCAAAGCUGUGUAAUAAUCAUAUCCUGGGAAUCAAUCAGGCGGCAAUAGCUGAGGGAAUGUUAUUGGGUCUCUCAUUAGGGUUAGAGCCAAGUCUUUUGGCUUCUAUCAUCAACAGCUCCACAGCACGUUCUUGGUCAUCUGAAGUCAAUAAUCCCGUUCAGGGCGCAUUGAAGGACAAGUCUCCACCUUGCGAACGGGGCUAUUUGGAUGGUUUCGCUAGCAAGCUAAUGCUCAAGGAUAUGCUGCUGGCAUCCGAUGCAGCAAAACCGGUCAAUGUUCCUCUGCCUGUUGGCGAGCGCGCUCUCAAGCUGUACGAAGAGAUGAUUCACGCCGACGACCACGGAACCACAUGGUCUCACAAUGGUGCUCUACUUCCCCGAAAGGACAGCGAUUUUUCCAUCGUGUAUGACUACUUGAUGCAACUUCAAGUCCCGUUACGACAUCCAUAA
This is a messenger RNA of Cantharellus anzutake, 1035 nucleotides long. RefSeq names its product 3-hydroxyisobutyrate dehydrogenase. Gene Ontology annotation, biological process: L-valine catabolic process. Bases 1 to 1035 code for a protein of 344 amino acids. Gene Ontology annotation, cellular component: mitochondrion. Lineage: Eukaryota; Fungi; Basidiomycota; Agaricomycetes; Cantharellales; Hydnaceae. Gene Ontology annotation, molecular function: NAD binding; NADP binding; 3-hydroxyisobutyrate dehydrogenase activity. The record is from RefSeq and is a predicted model, not a curated record. The transcript is spliced from 6 exons.